GCUGGUCCUGAAGGUUGGGGGCAGUGAGGUGACUGAACUCUCAGGGUCUGGUCACGACUCCAGUUACUACGACGAUAGGUCAGACCAUGAGCGAGAGAGGCACAGAGAGAAGAAGAAAAAGAAGAAGAAGAAGUCAGAGAAGGAGAAGCGUCUGGAUGACGAGGAAAGGAGGAAACGAAAGGAGGAAAAGAAGCGGAAGCGAGAGAGGGAACACGGUGGCUCAGAGGGCGAGGCUGGCGACUUCGACCCUGGGAAGAAGGUGGAGGUGGAGCCGCCCCCUGAUCGGCCCAUCCGUGCCUGCCGCACACAGCCAGCUGAGAGCGAGAGCACACCCAUUCAGCAGCUCCUGGAGCAUUUCCUCCGCCAGCUCCAGAGAUCCUCAUGGAUUUUUUGCUUUUCCCGUCACGGAUGCAAUUGCUCCUGGAUAUUCAAUGAUAAUAAAACAUCCCAUGGAUUUUGGCACAAUGAAAGACAAAAUUGUAGCUAAUGAGUACAAGUCAGUCACAGAAUUUAAGGCAGAUUUCAAACUGAUGUGUGAUAAUGCCAUGACGUACAACAGACCAGACACUGUGUACUACAAGCUCGCCAAGAAGAUCCUUCAUGCAGGCUUUAAGAUGAUGAGCAAACAGGCAGCUCUUCUGGGCAAUGAAGAUACAGCUGUUGAGGAACCCGUUCCUGAAGUUGUACCUGUACAAGUAGAAACUGCCAAGAAGUCCAAAAAGCCAAGUAGAGAAGUUAUCAGCUGCGUGUUUGAGCCUGAGGGAAACGCCUGCAGCCUGACGGACAGCACCGCAGAGGAGCAUGUGCUGGCCUUGGUGGAGCAUGCAGCUGAUGAGGCUCGUGACAGGAUCACCCGGUUCCUGCCAGGUGGCAAGAUGGGCUACCUGAAGAGGAGUGGAGAUGGGAGCCUGCUCUACAGCGUGGUCAACACCGUCCAGCCGGACCCUGACGAAGAGGAGACACACCCGGUGGACCUGAGCUCACUUUCCAGCAAGCUGCUCCCGGGCUUCACGACGCUGGGCUUCAAAGAUGAGAGGAGAAACAAAGUCACGUUUCUCUCUAGUGCCAGUACUGCACUUUCAAUGCAGAACAAUUCAGUGUUUGGGGACUUGAAGUCAGAUGAAAUGGAGCUGCUAUAUUCGGCCUACGGAGAUGAGACGGGCGUGCAGUGUGCGCUGAGCCUGCAGGAGUUUGUGAAGGAUGCGGGGAGUUACAGCAAGAAAAUGGUGGACGACCUCUUGGACCAGAUCACAGGCGGAGACCACUCAAGGAUGCUCUUCCAGCUGAAGCAGAGGAGAAAUGUUCCCAUGAAACCUCCAGACGAAGUAAAGGUUGGGGACACCCUGGGAGAUGGUGGUGGCUCUGUUCUGGAUUUCAUGUCUAUGAAGCCGUACUCUGAUGUCUCUCUGGACAUCUCCAUGCUCAGCUCUCUGGGGAAAGUGAAGAAGGAGCUGGACCACGACGAAAGCCACCUGAACUUCGACGAGACAACUAAGCUGCUGCAGGACCUGCAUGAAGCGCAGGCAGAGCGUGGGGGUUCCCGGCCAUCAUCCAACCUCAGCUCCCUGUCCAAUGCCUCCGAGAGGGACCAGCACCACCUGGGAAGUCCUUCUCGCCUUAGUGUUGGGGAGCAGCCGGAUGUGACCCACGACCCUUAUGAGUUUCUUCAGUCUCCAGAGCCUGUGGUCUCUACAAAGAACUAACCUUGUAGGUAGUCUUCAGUGUCAUGUCUUUACCUUUUUUUAAGUUUUAAUUUGUAUGUACCGUUUUUGUCAUGAGACAGAGACUUUUAUCUUAUCCCCUUUGGCAUGCGGGAAGCAGCUCCGGGGUGGUGGUGAAUUGUCCGUCCUAUCAUGUCAGCAGAAAAGAGAUACCAUGUCACUGUACAUAGUCCCAGGAGUCCUGGAUGGUGAAGGUAAUAGAUGAAGGGAGUAUGACCAGAUUGUAAAGCCGUGGGUGGUUUCUUCCUGAGUGUCACUGUGCUGGUGUGGAUGUAUCUGUUUCUGCCCUGCCGGCCUCCAGGGUUGUCCCUUGGGAAGCACACAUGUGAGUGUGUCUGUCAUCGUCAUGUGCAAGUCCUGCGGGUUUCUGUCACAAGCUUGCAUUUCCACAUAGGCUGCAGUGGGGGCUGCUCAGGAGCCCGUGGGAAGCCUGCAGGGAGGCUGGGAUGAGAGCAGCCUCCCAAUUUGUUUAGUUGAUGAGCCUGAGAAAGGAGCGCGUUGUGGUGAAAAACAGCGAUCUGUCCUGCCUGUUGCAGUGAAGCGUUCAGUGUCCGUAAGUGGAUGUGUUUACCAGAUACCUGUGUAUACUACGCACAGAUCUUAAUAAAGAGAGACGUGAAGAGCAGAAGA
This is a messenger RNA of Galeopterus variegatus (Sunda flying lemur), 2351 nucleotides long. It is a transcript of the gene BRD9, whose product is annotated as bromodomain containing 9. The record is from RefSeq and is a predicted model, not a curated record. The coding region runs from base 87 to 1703 and encodes 538 amino acids. The transcript is spliced from 15 exons. Gene Ontology annotation, cellular component: nucleus. NCBI's taxonomy places the organism in Eukaryota, Metazoa, Chordata, Mammalia, Dermoptera, Cynocephalidae. Gene Ontology annotation, biological process: regulation of transcription by RNA polymerase II.